Molecule: messenger RNA, 1080 nt
Organism: Cryptomeria japonica (Japanese cedar)
Lineage: Eukaryota; Viridiplantae; Streptophyta; Pinopsida; Cupressales; Cupressaceae
Exons: 2
Coding region: 1-1080 (359 amino acids)
Molecular function (GO): protein binding
Source: RefSeq, a predicted model, not a curated record
AUGGUUCUGGUAGCAGCUCCCUUGAAUGAAGAGAGUGAGCAGAGAAGUGACAAAGUUCAAAUGGACAAUUCUCUAGUGCACAAUAAGAUUAAAAUUCUCGAGGGACAUACUGAGCACUCAUCUAAUGAUUAUGAAGACAGUGACAUACCGUUAGCUCCAAGGUUAAUUGAAGCAGUUGAAGAUGGAGGAGUUUCCACGAGUGUUGAAAAUGUUAGUCAAAGCAAUUCAAAGAUAUUUGAUACCAUUAAGCAGGCAGUUAUAUUGGCAGAAUGUCUUGACAUUAAAAAGAGUACACCAGAUGAUGACUUGCAGGACUGGCAGAUGGCUCCUUAUAUAGAAGCUGUGGGUGCUCAGAAUUUCUCCUACUUUAUGGCACAGGAAGUGCGAGGGUACUUAACACCAGCUACAGACAGAAUGCACUAUGCUUACUGUGUUGACUUCCCCACCAUACCAGCACUUCUCAAGGAGUAUGCUGAACUUAUGGUGAGCUGUGGUAUUGUUGGAGAUGCCUUAAGGAUUUUCGAGGAACUUGAGCUAUGGGAUAAUCUUAUAUAUUGCUAUCGUUUGUUAGGCAAAAACCCAGCAGCAAUUGAUCUCAUCAAAGAGCGCCUACAACAUAAUCCAGAGGACCCUAGACUAUGGUGUUCACUGGGAGAUGUUACUCUUAAUGAUGAUAACUACAUCAAAGCCUUGGAAGUUUCUGGUAAUAGAUUUGCUCGUGCUGAGAGAUCGUUAGCAAGAAGUGCAUAUAAUAGAGGGGAGUACAAACUGUCCCGAAGUCAUUGGGAAGCUUCACUUGCUCUAAAUUCACUACAUCCAGACGGAUGGUUUGCACUUGGUUCAGCAGCCUUGAAGGCCAGAGAUUUUGAUAAGGCCAUAGAUGGUUUUACACGAGCUGUACAGCUUGAUCCAGAUAAUGGGGAGGCUUGGAAUAACAUUGCUUGCUUACAUAUGAUGAAGAAGAGGAACAAGGAGGCCUUUACUGCUUUUAAAGAAGCAUUAAAAAACGAACACAAUAAGUUUCCUGGUAAAUGUGGUGCGAGCAUACCUGUAGAGGAAAAGAUUUGCAUUCAGAGAUGA